This is a messenger RNA of Ectocarpus siliculosus, 2591 nucleotides long. NCBI's taxonomy places the organism in Eukaryota, Phaeophyceae, Ectocarpales, Ectocarpaceae. The record is from the annotation of a GenBank genome assembly.
ACGCAACGCGUAGCACCUACGCCACUCCCCUGCGACAAAGAGAUUCAUGGAUGCUCCUACCGAUAACACGACUGCAGGAUCUCCUACUCGCGGCCAUGAGGUGGACCAGGAUAUCAUGGAGCCGUUCCACUACAUCAACCAAGUCCCCGGGAAGGAUGUCAGGGGCAAGCUAAUAGACGCGUUCCAGAUUUGGCUCGACAUCCCGGCGGAAAGAAUCGACGCGAUAAAGGAGGUGGUGGGGAUGCUUCACAAUGCCAGCCUACUCGUGGAUGAUAUCGAAGACAACUCCAAGCUGCGAAGAGGAGUACCGGUGGCGCAUUCCAUCUAUGGUGUGGCCUCAACGAUCAACACUGCCAACUACGUGUACUUUCAGGCUUUGGAGCGAACGCACGCCUUGGGGAACUCGCGGGCUCUGGAGACCUUCGUCCACGAGCAGCUCAACCUUCACCGAGGGCAGGGGAGGGACAUCCUUUGGCGAGACUCGAACCGAUGUCCGACGGAGGAGGAGUACGAGUCCAUGGUGCUUGACAAGACCGGAGGGCUGUUCCGACUUGCGGUGGGUCUAAUGCAGGCCUUCAGCCAAGACCAGCGAAACUACACCCCGCUGCUCGAUCAGCUGGCCCUGUACUUCCAGAUUAGGGACGACCUCAUCAACCUCUCCAGCCCCGAGUACAUGAAGGGCAAGAGCUUCUGCGAGGACUUGACGGAGGGGAAGUUUUCGUUUCCGAUCAUCCACUGCGUGAGGGCCAAGCCGAACGAUCAUCGGCUGCUGAACAUCCUCAAGCAGAGGACGGAGGACGUGGACGUGAAGAAGCACGCCGUCGUGUGGAUGAAGCAAGCGGGUUCUUUCGUGUACACGAGACAUCGACUGGUGUCUCUCAAGGAGAGCAUCGCCGAAGGGAUACAGUUGCUCGGGGGUCACCUCGGGUUGAGCCGAUUGAUAGAGGGCUUGGAUCGUCAGCUGGAGGGCUUGGACCUCGCCGAGCCCUCUUCCUCGGGGGAGCCGGCGUCAUCUUCGAUAGGCGGGAGCGGGAGCUCGCCCGGCUUCCUCGACUCGAUCUGAAAGGUUGCGUUCGCAGGCACGUAGGGCUACGCGUGUCGUGUGUUUGGAGGCUAGCUUCGCGCUUCCUUUCGCUGUGUACAUACUGAAGAAGGAGAGAGAUAUGGCCGCAUUUUUCUUGCGAUGAGGCGGUGUUCAUCUGGUCGUUGGUUGAAGGUUCCACGAGAGGAACGUGGUCUGGCACGGGCUGGACAGGUACAAUGAAGUGCUUGAGUGUUGGAGAUGCUCAAAACAUAUCCUCAGAGGGAGGACACGAACACUUGGCACGGUAAUGUUAUUCCUUCGAAAGUGAAUUUCGCGCAACUUGUUCAUCCUUGGAGAGAUGGUCAUCACCAAAGUCUCCGCGGUGUCGCAAGGGGGGCCACGCGAUUUCGCGAAAAUGCAUCAUGCCACUGUGUCGAAAAAGGAAGACGUCGGUAGCUGGUUGGAAUAUGCCCCGUUCUACACACGCGGCUACUGCUGAAUGAGCGUACAAUUUUCCAAGCUUCCAUCCUUGUUUUGGCACAGGCAAAGCCAAACCUCCGACACAACACCACGACUUGCCCCGACAGGGCAUCGGCAAAUCGGAGCUCGAGCACGCACCAACGUGAGAGUCGUAGGUGCUGCUUGCAGCACAGCAGGGGCUCCCUCACUAAUGUGAGAGCGGGAGAAAAACUGCUAAUGUUGGCCAGCCAUGUAUGAUCCAAGCUCCGACACAGCUAAUAGCUGCUCCUGUUCCGCGUGACCCUCUGAAGCAGGCUGCGGGCUAUUCCGCGCAUCCUUCAACACUUUGCCCUUGGAUGCGGCGAACACGCGUCUAUCAGACUCUUGCAGGAGCAGCGAGGCAGCCGCAUGAGAAGCCUUGACGUAGAUGCUACAGCACCGCAGGGACUCUCCUCGAGGCGCACUAAAACGUGCUUCGGGCGAACGGUGGAAUAAAACGGAUGCACUCGGAACAACGAAGAACAGAUAUAUCGAUAUAUGUGCAUGGCGCGACACGCGCGAUUCGAUUCACCAUGACUCCGCAAGGGUGGCGCCCAUCCAUGUGGACGGAUGGAUACUGGGGUGUGGGGGCAUGUAAUAGACACCUCAUAUUCGCGGAAGGCUCGAGCUGCAGCAUCAGGAUGUACGACGUCGGUUGUGAAUACCCCACCCAAACCCCGAUACAUGCCGUGCGGAGAAGCAUGCCGAUCACCCCCUCUCGUGACGGGCGUCGACUGCAGUCGCGCGCCGCGGUGCACACCGCAAUAUUCUAGCGGCCCCAGGAAGAGGCUCAAUUAUCUUCGACUGAGGUAUCUUCUGUUGGUCGUCACGCCGGUUCCGGUCAAAUUGGUCCGUGCGCUCAUGUCUACCGCCGGACCCUAAGACCGUGGCACGAUGAAAGGAAAAUCAGUUAAAAAACAACUACGAUAAAACAAAAAAACUCAAUAUCUUGUCAAAACCGUAUGCACACAACGACAGAAAAGAAAAUGGAACAUCGGCUCGGCUCGGCCGGACAAGAGGCAUGCAGCAGCAGCUCUCUAGGGCUCUUUUCACUUCAGUUUCACGACUG